GUGAAUUGUAGAAUUUCCCUAUAAUUCACAAAUUUUAUAAAGAAAAUAAAAUAACAGGAAAAAAAAAUUAAAAAAAGGCUUGGAUUCUGACUUUGGUCGGGUUUUGGGCGUAGCCAUCGUCAGCUCUCUUCUUAGAAACCCUAACUAUCCGCCACUCCUGAACCUCCGCUCCGGCUCCGAUGGCGAGGAAGCGAAAAUUGGAGUCUAGAUCCAAAGAUCCUAACAAACCUCCCAAGAAGCACCAACAACUACAGGUUUUUGAGGAUCCUAAGUAUCCCGAGGAAGAAGAGUACGAAGAAAUUGAACAAGAGUACGAAGAAGUUGAAGAAGAGGAGGAGGACGACGACGACGAUGAAGAAGAAGAGGAAGAAGAUGAGGAGGAAGACGAUGAGGAAGAAGAUGACGACCAGGAAGGUGCUCUUAAGUCAAGCGCCGCCGCCAAUCGUGUAAAGCGGAAGGUUGAGACAUCCGCCUCAGGUAGGGCUGGUGACAUCGAUGAUGAGGAAGAGAUUCAGAAGCUUCUUGAACCAUUCAGCAAAGAACAUCUUAUGAAUCUCUUAUGCGAAGCAGCGGAUAAGCACCCGGACGUGGCGGAUCGGAUUCGGAAGGUUGCUGAUGAGGACCCGGUUCACCGUAAAAUCUUCGUCCACGGUCUUGGUUGGGACACCAACGCAGAGACGUUGAAGAACGCCUUCAUAGAAUAUGGUGAGAUCGAGGAAUGCAAGGCUGUCUGCGAUAAAGUCUCAGGCAAGUCCAAAGGGUAUGGCUUUAUCGUAUUUAAGAAUAGGGGCGGGGCGCGUAGGGCACUAAAGGUGCCUCAGAAGAAGAUUGGUAAUCGGGUGACGGCUUGCCAACUCGCUUCACUUGGCCCAGCUCCAACUCCUGGUGCUGGGGCGUCGGCAGCAGCCCAGUCGGCGCAGCUGCAGACUCCGACUUCUGAGUACACGCAGAGAAAGAUAUACGUGAGCAAUGUUGGGGCGGAGCUGGAUCCACAGAAACUGCUUACAUUCUUUUCCAAGUAUGGAGAAAUUGAGGACGGGCCAUUGGGGAUGGAUAAGCAUACUGGGAAGCCUAAAGGGUUUUGCUUGUUUGUGUAUAAGUCUGUGGAGAGUGCGAAGAAGGCUCUUGAAGAGCCACAUAAGAAUUUUGAAGGCAACAUUUUGCAUUGCCAGAGAGCGAUUGAUGGUCCUAAGUCGGGCAAGUCCCAACAACACAAUCACCACCACCAUAACCAUAGCCAAAACCCAAAGCAACAUGGUGCUCAGUUCCAGAGAAAUGAAAAUGCUGGGUUUGUUGGCGGGAGUGCAGCUGGGACGGGGCACUUGAUGGCACCAGGUGGAGCUGGGACUGGAUUCAACCAGGGAGCUGCGGCAGUUCAGGCAUUGAACCCUGCACUUGGGCAAGCUCUGACUGCGUUGCUGGCAACUCAGGGUGCUGGUUUGGGGUUGACUAACUUGUUUGGGACGAUGGGGGCUGGUACUGCUGUGACCCCAGGAAUAGCAGGAGGAGGUCAUGGAAUGCAGGGUGCUUAUGUGAAUCAAGCUAAUAUGAGUCCCGGUAUGAUGGGAGCAUAUGGGAACCAAGGGGGAGUGCCAGGUGGAUACCUGAACCAGCAGAUAGGGCAGGGGGGACCUGGGAGAGGACAGCAGGGCGCCGGUCAAUAUGGGGGUGCUUCAGCAUAUAUGGGGAACUAGAUCCACAUAGGUGCAUCAGUCUUUUUGUACUGGUAUGCUGAAUCUUCUGAAGUUAAGGAGCUGAUGGUUAUUGCAAAGAGCAGAAUCUUAAAAAUCUUAAAAUGAAAAUUCUAUUUUCAUGAUUGCAUUUUCCUCUCCCACCCCCCUUUAAAAAUAUUUGUAGUUUUCUCUUGUUUAAAAGCUGAACCAUUUCAGUACUUAAUUAUAAUGAUCAAUUUGUGUACUCUUUAAGUUAUUGAGCUUGAACAAAAAAUGCUUUUUGAAAAUUUCAAUGUUGUGUUUUAAAUAAGUUUUAUAUAAGAUUUGUUUUAGUUGUUUCAA
This is a messenger RNA of Cannabis sativa, 2015 nucleotides long. RefSeq names its product UBP1-associated protein 2A. Lineage: Eukaryota; Viridiplantae; Streptophyta; Magnoliopsida; Rosales; Cannabaceae. The coding region runs from base 180 to 1694 and encodes 504 amino acids. Gene Ontology annotation, molecular function: RNA binding. The record is from RefSeq and is a predicted model, not a curated record. The transcript has 2 exons.